CGCACCUGUGCUGCGGGGCUCCGGGGGGAGGAUGCUAGGGGGAACCCGGGCCCCGGAGCAGCUGCGCGCCCCGCCCCGCGGGCUCCUCCCUGCCGCCGCGGCCCCCCGGCUGCUGCCCCGAUGCGCUGCGCCGCGAGCUGGGGCCAAGUCGCCGCCGCAGCUGCAGGGGCGCCCGGGCUGGGUGACGCCGCCGCCGCCCGCGCCCCUCCCAGACCCCGCCGGCCGCAUGGAGCCCCCGGAGGGCGCCGGCCCGGGAGAAGCCGUUCAGGAGGUGGAGGGACCACAGGCAGCCCUGGGCACCCUGGCCCAUGGGGCAGGGGAGAGCUACCGCCCACCCACGGCCGAGGAGGAGGUGGGCAUCCCAACACCAGCCCCGGGGCUCCUGCAGGUCACAGAGAGGAGGCAGCCCCUGAGCAGCGUCUCCUCCCUGGAGGUACACUUUGACCUCCUGGACCUCACCGAGCUGACCGACAUGUCUGACCAGGAGCUGGCCGAGGUCUUUGCUGACUCAGACGACGAGAGCCUGGCCGGUGAAUCGCCAGCAGGCCUGCACCCACUGCCCCGGGCCGGCUGUCUGCGCUCCCCCUCCUGGACACGAACCAGGGCUGAGCAGAACCGAGAGAAGCAACCGCUUGGUGACCCGGAGCGCCAGCCAGCAAUUGUGGACACAUUUCUCACCGUGGAGAGGCCCAAGGAGGACUAGGCCAGCUGGCCUUGGGGCCAGGGCAGUGCAAAUCUGGACAGUUCUGACCCCACGGACACUCUGCCCACUCCAAGUGGCUCUGGGCCAGGUUCUCGGGGCACCCCAGCACAAGCACAGCCCAGUGGCCUUACGUCCCCGCUCCUUUCCAGUCCCUGAUCAGGGACCACAGCGCCUGAGGAUGAGGUGGGAGUGGCCUAGGCCUCUUGGAAACUUCUGUCUGCAGGACUGGUGCUCUCAUCUGCCACAAGAUUCCCAAGUGGGUGCGGGGUAAGGGUGACCGAAGCCAGAGAGAGCUUCUCUGCAAAACCCCCGAGGAUCUCAGGGUUCCGGUCUGGGAAUGGCUACACCACGCUCCAGCCCAUGGGAUGCUCUGCUACCCAGCCAAGAAUGUGGGUAGGGGAGUCCGUCCUCAACAACGCCACCUUCCUUUCAAUCCCAUCCUCUUCUUGGCACCAGGACCUCCUACCCAGGCCCUGAGACCCUGCUUGUCAUAGUUCCUGUGUGACAGCCCAGGCCACCGUCCUCAGCUCAGAACACCAAAUAUGGCACGACUGCCUCAGACCAUGGGUGGGGGGGAGUGGGCAGGGGGACACACCCCCACAGCCUGUCACGCAAACGCACACAGAGGCAUGCACAGUCCUGGGUCUGUGCCCUUAGAUGCCGUCCUGGCCUGGGGUAGUGCAGCCUGAGGGAGACUGGGAACAUGAGGGGACCACGGCACGGCCCCCCAGCCCCCGACUUAAGGGCACCAGGCUUAGCUGCUCCCACUGCUGCUUUCUAUGACCUAAGGGACUGAAGAGGCUCUGCUCUGACAGCAAGUCCAAGAACAGUUUUAAAAUAAAUGUGAAAGUUUGCUUCUGGUCCCCAGGCCAACCCACCCUGACCCAUUCCCCACUCAAACAUUUCUAGGGAAGGAACACCUGCUCUCCUGUAGCCCUGGGCGUGGCCCUAGACCCGCUGUGCUAGAGGCAAGCUCCCCGCUGAGAAAACCGGCCUCAGAAAUGCUGAGGGACGGUGCCUGCUCCCUCUAUACGAUGAGCCCCAACUCAUCGUAAACGAUGUUUACCAGGCACCACCCCGAAGUUCACUUAAAAUCAACUCCCCUGAGGGCAGCUGCAUGCCCCACCCACCCCACCCACCAGGAUCAUGCUCCCCAUCUCCAAGCCUUCCUGCUACGGCUUCCUUCCGCAGAGCUUAAUAUUUACACAAGAUCAGAUUAAAAUCUCAUCUCUUCCUAAGGCCCAAGCACGGUCUCUUCCGUUCCAGGUGACACCAGCAUUCAGGAGUGUGUAUUGGGGGGUGGGGGUGGGGUUGGCUGCUCUAGGAGCCUGCUCUGGUCUUCCUCCAGCUGAAGCCACCGGGGGCUCCUCUGGGCUGCUCAUGUGGGCCAUGUCUCCAGGACAAGUGCCCUGGAUUUCUAGGCCUUAGGAAGUGAAGAUCCUGUCCCCCACCCCAAGCCCAGGCCCAGGCCCGGAAAAGCACAAGGUGCACUCUGGCGAGUCUUUCCAGCCCAGGCAGGUUCCCAGGAAGCUCCAGGCCCAGAGCAGCAGCUUGU
Molecule: messenger RNA, 2258 nt
Organism: Zalophus californianus (California sea lion)
Lineage: Eukaryota; Metazoa; Chordata; Mammalia; Carnivora; Otariidae
Gene: DBNDD1
Product: dysbindin domain containing 1
Exons: 4
Coding region: 32-703 (223 amino acids)
Biological process (GO): negative regulation of protein kinase activity
Cellular component (GO): cytoplasm
Source: RefSeq, a predicted model, not a curated record